Molecule: messenger RNA, 1534 nt
Organism: Anguilla anguilla (European eel)
Lineage: Eukaryota; Metazoa; Chordata; Actinopteri; Anguilliformes; Anguillidae
Exons: 8
Coding region: 26-1078 (350 amino acids)
Molecular function (GO): dioxygenase activity
Source: RefSeq, a predicted model, not a curated record
GUUGAACGGUUGCCAAAUGUCCUGAAUGUUCCCCGUUUUUUUCCGUGGAGUUCACGGGAACGCAACAAAGUCCUUAUUCUUUCUAGGACAUCAAGUCAAACUGCAUAUCAUCACAAAUCUAGCGGACCGUACCAAACUGGGUCGCGGCCUACCCGUAGUUGACUUCGAUGCAUACAGGCUUGGAGUUGACGAUGUAGCGGAUGAAAAAUUGGAUGUCUUGGCCAAGGAGCUGAAAACGGCUUUUACUGAAGUUGGAUUUGUGUACCUGAAAAAUAACGGCAUUUCUCAACAAGAGGUUGAUGCCAUAAUGGACAUUUCGGAGAAUUUUUUCCUGCUGCCUGACAAAGAGAAGAUGCCUUUCCGCAGGGGAAACUACUCCGAAGUCAACCACGGCUGGGUAUGCGCCGGAAGCGAAAGGUUAAAUCCCCAGCGCGCUUCCGACCUGAAGGAGGCUUUCAACAUCACGACCUUAAAUCCCAACGUGAAGUGGCCCUCAAAUGACGUGGUUCCAGAUUUCCGGGAGAAGCUGCUCUCUUUCUUCCAGCGCUGUAAAGACCUCUCUCUACGUGUGCUACGAGUGCUGGAGCUCAGCCUGGGUGUGGCUCCAGACGUCUUUCUUGGCAAACACAGCAUGGUAGGGGAGGAGCAGAAUGGCACCACGCUGCGCCUCCUGCACUACCCCCCAGUGAGACCGGAGUCUGUGAAAGAGGAGCAGGUGCGCUGUGGGGAACACUCCGACUUCGGCACCAUCACCAUGGUGUUCCAGGGCCCUGGGGGGGGCCUGCAGGUGCUGGAUCGCACCGGAAACUACAUCACCGCCCCCACCAUUCCGGGCACCGUCCUCAUCAACAUCGGCGACCUGAUGCAGCGCUGGACGGCCGACGUCUUCGUUUCCGCGAUCCACAGAGUUUUGCUGCCACCUCCUGGCGAUAUGAGCACAAGACAGUCCAUUGCCUUCUUUCUGCACCCGAAUGAUGACGCCCUAAUAACAUGUACCGACGGAUCGGACAAAUACCCCCCGGUAAACGCCCUGGACUACCUUAAUGAGCGCUUCACCCACUCCUACGGGAAAAAGUAGAGCUCUACUUCUCCGUUUUAUUAUCAUAGAUUCAAAAAAAAUCUUAAGCCCCGACUUUGCAAGUUAAUUAAAUGUAACACAUUAUGAAUUUAAAUAUGACACUACCUUUCUGAAUCUAACUAUUGCUUUCCAGUGCUAGAGAAUGUAUCAGUUAAUCUAAGGAAUGUAAUGCGUUUGUUGUGCACUCUUAUAGUGAACCCCCAGGAAGGUAGGCUUGAGCUUUUAAAAAUUAAAAUAAAUUAAUAAAUGUGAGCUAUUUUAAAUCACGAGAUAAACGAGGAAUGCUUGUUAAUUUCCCAUGCUCUGUAUUUAGAGUUGCUGCUUUUUGUAACAGUGGAGGUUCCCUUUAAAUCCCGAUGAUCUAAAAUGUAAUUUGUUGGAAUCAGUGAAAGGAAACAGUAAAAAGACAGAGGGGGGAAAGAGGCCUUGAAUUAAAUUUGCUUUAUCUUCCCUUGA